AAUCCACGAGAUUUCUUUUCUUCCUCCCUUUUGGGGUUUCUUCAAAUUAAGACAAAUGGACACAUAAAAUUCGCGAGUUUUUGGUUUGUAGUUUGCUUGCACGGAAGAAAUUGUUGAAAAAACUGAUAACUUUAUCCAAAUAAGGAUAUUUCGGUGGUUAUUGUUUCCGGGAAAAGAAAUCUCUUUCCCGGAAAAGUUGAGGCCACAGACAGACUUCCCACUUUUUCUCAGCCGAUUUCACUCGACGCCUAUCAAUCUAUGCUCUCGUGGAAAUUGGAAUCUGACAAUUAAAAGAUUGUUUUUUUUUUUUUUAGAAAAAAAAAAUUAGAAAUGGGCCUUAAAAAUUCAAGCCACGGCCCAAAUAUCCAUUUCUCCUAGCGAGCCCACGAGCUUAAAACGACACUGUCAUGGCUUCCUUCGCCAUCGUGCGUCGAGUUUUAUAACAGAAGUACCAGACGAAACACUCCGAGGAGAGAGAGAGAGAGAGAGAGAGAGAGAGAGAGAGAAAUCAGAAAGCGAAAAAGGAAGAGAUGGAAAUGGCGACCAAGACCGAUGUCAGAGCGGAUCGAAGGAGAAGAAUUUCAAGCCGAGAAGGGGAUCGAAUGGCUCUCAUCACCGGCCGCUUGCGAAAUCUGCCUCCUUCGCCACCGCCUUCUCCCUCUUCGCCGCCAUUUUUUCAUCAUUAUGCACAUCAACGCGGCCAUUCGCACACUGGAAUCAACCCGUCCUUCUUCGCAAAGGACACCCACAAGAAUCCCGAUUCCGGUCCUCUCUCUCAAAACCACGAUGUUUCCAAGCCCAAGGAUGAAAAGGCUCCCCCUCUACUGAAGCAUAUUUCAAUCAAUGAAGUUCAUAAUAAUGCUGCCAUAGAAUACCAUUUCAAUCCUAAAAAACUAGACCCCAUAGGAGAAGGAAGCACUGAACUAAUCUUAAGUCCGUCUUCCGUAACAAUGGUUCAGAAGGCCUGCAUUGAUAACGAACCACUGCCAAAAACAAAGCCCUCAAAGCCUAGACUCAUCACUUCAAAACGACUAAAUGCCAGCAUUUUAGCUUCUCAAACCACACGAGUUUUCUGUUCGCUGAUCAUCGCAUCGUUGGCCAUUCUAUCGCAAGUCGAUAUCCCACUUACCAUAAUUAGAAACAUAGUGAGGUCAGAGACUGUGAUGGCCUCAAAACCUCUCUACAUUCUACUGCUCACCAAUGCAACGAUCGUGGUGGCGAGAAUGUUGGCUGAAAAACAGAAAGACAGGGGGGAGGCAGAGGAAGAAUGUGAGAAAAUGAAGGAAGAUGCACAGAACUGGGACUCAGCUGUGAAAGUUUUGGAGAGAGGUUUGGUGUUUUACCAAGCUUUUCGUGCAUUUUUCAUUGAUUUUAGUGUUUAUGCAGUGGUUGUUAUCUGUGGCCUCUCUGUGCUGUAUGUGUUUGGUUUGAUCUAGUGAACCAUCUUCAGUUCCUUGGAGCUUAGCAGAUGGAUCACAUUUUGAAAGAUUGCUGGUUUCAUUAUGUUCUUUCUUUGAAAGGUACAUAUACAUAUUUGAAGAGCACCA
Messenger RNA from Cucurbita pepo subsp. pepo (vegetable marrow), 1547 nucleotides. RefSeq lists its product as uncharacterized. NCBI's taxonomy places the organism in Eukaryota, Viridiplantae, Streptophyta, Magnoliopsida, Cucurbitales, Cucurbitaceae. The record is from RefSeq and is a predicted model, not a curated record.